This is a messenger RNA of Myxocyprinus asiaticus (Chinese sucker), 4645 nucleotides long. RefSeq names its product collagen, type XXVIII, alpha 2a (gene col28a2a). The record is from RefSeq and is a predicted model, not a curated record. NCBI's taxonomy places the organism in Eukaryota, Metazoa, Chordata, Actinopteri, Cypriniformes, Catostomidae. The transcript is spliced from 36 exons. The coding region runs from base 72 to 3722 and encodes 1216 amino acids. Gene Ontology annotation, molecular function: serine-type endopeptidase inhibitor activity.
CCUCACACCUACACACAUACUCACACACACUGUACCUGGAACGCAGAGCAACACACCUGGAGAGGUAGCUUAUGGCAAGAGGCUUUGCUGCCAGAGGAGUGCCAACCAUGCCUCAAACACUGUGCUGGUUUUUGUUGUGUUUGUGUUUGCUGAGUGUUUGGGCUCAGGAGUUCUAUGAGGAAAGAACCGGACCAACACGAGUGAAGACCAGGGGGCAGACUUCAACCCAUAAACAUGAUGGGCAAGCCAUCUUGGAUGAAGACUGUGGUCUGGAGUUGGCCUUCCUGCUGGACAGCUCUGAGACGGCCAAAGAUAACCACCAACAGGAGAAGCAGUUUACUUUGGACAUUAUAGAAGGUCUACAGAGCAUCCGCUUGGACACAAGUCGCAAACUCAGCUGGAGAGCCGCCCUGCUUCAGUACAGCAGCCACGUCAUUGUCGAGCAGACCUUCAAACAGUGGAAAGGCUCGGAGAACUUCAAGAGUAGCAUUGCACCCAUGGCCUACAUCGGACACGGCACUUACACCACUUACGCCAUCACCAACAUGACCAAGAUAUUUCUGGAAGAAUCCAGCCUGGACAGCAUCAAGAUUGCCUUGCUCCUAACAGAUGGGUUCUUCCACCCCAGGAACCCUGAUAUCUUCUCAGCUAUGGCUGAUGCAAAGAACCAGGGCGUGAAGGUCUUUACGAUUGGCAUCACCCGUACUGCCAAUGAACCAGCCAACAUAGCAAACCUGAGACUGCUGGCCAGUACGCCUGCCACCAAAUUCCUUUAUAAUCUGCAAGACACAAAUGUCAUGGAAAAAGUCAUUACUCAAAUUGCUCAACUGGCAAACGAUGGGUGUCCUCUGGCCCCGAAGUGUGCGUGUGAAAAGGGCGAAAGAGGACCCAUUGGCCAAGCGGGAAAGAAGGGUCGCCCAGGUGAGGACGGGACCCCUGGAGUGAAAGGUCAAAAGGGUGAAGCUGGAUUGAGUGGACUUCCUGGUCGUGAGGGCUCUGAGGGGAAACCAGGCCAUCAAGGAGAGAAGGGUGAAAGAGGAGAGUGUGGGACUCCAGGAAUCAAAGGAGACAGGGGUCCUGAGGGUCCAGUUGGUACUCAAGGGUCCAGAGGUCUGCAGGGUUUACCCGGACCUCAAGGUGACAUCGGACCAGAGGGGCCACAGGGAAAGAAGGGAGAGCGUGGCACUGCUGGCCCACCUGGAAUUCAGGGCGACAUUGGAAUUGGACUUCCUGGCCCAAAGGGUGAUAUGGGAUUUCAGGGCAGACUUGGUCCACCGGGUCCACCUGGCAUUGGCGAGCCAGGCUUGCCUGGUCCCCAAGGGCCACAGGGUGUUCAAGGUGAGAAAGGACCACAAGGAGAGGGUUUUCCAGGUCCGAAGGGGGACCGGGGUCUGGAGGGGCCGAGGGGACCAAGAGGACAGCCGGGCCCUGGAAUCAAAGGCGAUAAGGGUGAGCUGGGUCCUCCAGGUUUUCCAGGACCAAUUGGACUCCCAGGUGUUGGCAUUCAGGGCGAAAAGGGCGUUGAGGGUCCGAGGGGGCCUCCAGGAGGUAGAGGGCUCCCAGGAGAGGGCUUCCCUGGUCCCAAGGGAGAACAAGGUUUACCAGGUGAGAUGGGUACCCCAGGAGAGAGAGGGCAUGGAGAACCUGGGUCAAAGGGUGAACCUGGUUCUUCUGGAUUUGCUGGGGUACCUGGACUUCCUGGAGAGGACGGAGCUCCAGGACAAAAGGGUGAGCCUGGGGUUCCAGGUUUGAGAGGACCUGAGGGGGCCCAAGGAAUUGGCACUCAAGGAGAGAAGGGAGACCAGGGUCAACGGGGCAUUCGGGGGUUGCCAGGGUCUCCUGGCAUAAGUGGCCCCUCAGGAGCAAAGGGAGAGCCUGGCACAUCAGGUAGACUGGGCAUGCCAGGAUUACCCGGGCGAGCUCUCGCAGGACCAAAGGGUGAUGUGGGCCCCGCUGGUCCUCCCGGACCGUUAGGAGAGACUGGUUAUGGCCUGCCCGGUCCAAAGGGUGAUCGCGGCAACCCAGGCCCACCUGGGCCAUUUGGACCUAAAGGUGAAGGAUUCCCUGGUCCAGUGGGUCUCCCUGGUUUACCAGGACUGCCAGGCGAGCUCGGCCCUGAGGGCAUUGGUCUACCUGGUCCAAAGGGAGAUGUUGGAUUCAGGGGUUUGCCUGGUUUGCCAGGCCCACCUGGUGAAGGACUGCAAGGCCCACCAGGCAACAUUGGAAGACAAGGUCCUCCAGGGCCACAAGGGCCCACAGGGGAAGGUAUUCAGGGACCCAAAGGUGAUCAAGGGGGUCCAGGAGUGACAGGACCAAGGGGCCCAUCUGGAGAGGGACUUCCAGGCUCUAAGGGUGAUCGUGGUGUGCAGGGGGAGAGAGGGUUCAAAGGAAUAAAAGGUGACAUGGGUGACCCAGGGACUCCAGGACUAGCUGGAAGACCAGGAUUCAAGGGUGAACAAGGGCUCACUAGAGAGGAUAUUAUCAAGCUGAUUAAGGAGAUUUGUGGUUGUGGUAUUAAAUGCAAGGAAAGGCCCAUGGAGCUGGUCUUUGUUAUUGACAGCUCAGAAAGCGUCGGCCCGGAAAACUUUGAGAUCAUUAAAGACUUUGUCACGGCCUUGGUGGACCGUGUCACCGUUGGCCGUAACGCCACGAGAAUUGGUUUGAUUCUCUACAGCUUGGACGUCCAUCUGGAGUUCAACCUGGCCAGGUAUAUGACCAAGCAGGAUGUCAAGAAGGCCAUCAGGAACAUGCCAUACAUGGGAGAGGGCACCUACACUGGCACCGCCAUCCGCAAAGCCACACAAGAGGCCUUCUAUAGCGCCCGUAAUGGUGUCAGAAAAGUAGCCAUCGUCAUUACGGAUGGACAAACGGAUAAAAGAGAACCUGUCAAGCUGGAUAUGGCUGUACGAGAGGCCCAGGUGGCAAAUAUUGAGAUGUAUGCACUGGGUAUUGUGAACACCUCCGACCCAACACAAACUGAGUUUCUUAGAGAGCUCAAUCUGAUCGCCUCUGACCCUGACAGUGAACAUAUGUUCCUCAUUGAUGACUAUAACACUCUGCCAGCUCUGGAAUCGAAGCUGGUUAGCCAGUUCUGUGAAGAUGAGAACGGAGCCCUCAUCUACAACCGGAUUACCAACGGCGUGAAUGGAAACAAUGGAUAUGGCUAUAAUAACGGUUAUAGGGAAAAUUCUUAUUUUGGGAAUAACGGUUAUGGAAACAGAUUUCAGGAAACAUCUCAGAGUCACACCAGAGGCACAGGACACAACGUACCUCUUCCCAUCAACCCCAUCGGCCCUCUAAAAGCACAGGUAGAUAAUGUUGACUUUGAAGGGGAGGAUCUUAAUAUAAAGACCCAAGGACGAGGUGGAGGCACAAUUGCUGUUGUCAAUAAGACUGUCCAGCCAGUACAGACAGGAACAUCUCAAUCCACUGCCACCUCUUCUUCUUCAUCAUCAUCAGUAUCGUUAUCUUCAUCAGGGAAUGUGAAUGUGAACACAAAACCUCGCCCUGUUGUGAUAAAAGAGUCGGCUCCUCUGGAUCCUCGAUGUCUGUUAAAUUUGAGUCAGGGUUCAUGUAGAGAUUACAUCAUUCGCUGGUACUACGACAAACAGGCAAAUGCUUGUGCUCAGUUCUGGUAUGGUGGGUGUGACGGCAAUGGAAACCGUUUCCAGACAGAGCAAGAAUGCAAAAAGACAUGUGUUAUUACCAGCACAGCUGGCUGAAAUGGAUGAAGAUCUUACAUCAGUUUUUCUACACUGAACCUCCAUAAAUUAACUUCAUGUUGAUGAUAGUGUACUGCAAAUUAUUACAUUUUUGCCAUUUAAUGAGAUGUUUUUUUGUCAAAAAAAUAAAAAAUAAAAAUAAUAAUAAUAAUAAUUCUAGGAAAGUUUCUAGAGAACUGUUGAUGUUGUCUGACAAUUUCUGUUAGUUUGAUCUGCCUUUAUAAUUCUGAAAUAUUAACAGAGCAGCCCCAAUAAAUCAGAAUAUAUUACAAUGAUGAACUAUAAGAUAAUAUUAUGAAGCUUCAGUCAGGUCCUUCAUGCUAUUAGAAUUCAUAUGCACAACACAUUUCUUAUUUUAUUUGUAUUUUUUAUUUUUUUUGUAUCUACUAAGAAUGCACUGCUCUACAUGUGACAAUUGUUACAUGCAGAAUUUUUUUUUUUUUUUAUUUCACUGGCAAUUGACUGUAUAUAUAUUUUGUUUUAUUUAAAAUGUAUAUGCAAUUUGUGACUUGAGUAAGUCACAGGCAGCAUUUAGUCUGAUGCAGAAACAUGACAUAAAUUAUGUUUAGGGAUUUUUAUGGGAAUUGUAUCUUUGUCUUUUUUAGGUGAAGUUUUGAUUUGAACAAGAAUUGUGGGAAGUAAAGCAGGUUCUAAAGUCACUACGUUUUUAAAAGUCAAGUUUUUGUAUAUAUUCUUUUCAUGUGUUUGAAGUCAAAUUGUUUGUGCAGAAAAAAAAAAAAGAAUUUUGUAUUCCAAAUGUUUGUAAGCAAUAAUGAACUAGCUCCGAGAGAUUCUUUACCAUUUUUAGUUCUGAAAUCAGCCAUUAUUGAAUUGUAGACAUAGAUAUGCUGAGUGUUAGAAACUUAUGCAACUGAUAUUUUUGAGAAUUUGUGGAUAUCUUGAAUAAAAUAUUUGGUUAAUAA